AUGGCCUGCCUCAGUCUUUACUCAGACCCUGCAACCUUUAUUCAGGCAGCACUUCCUCAAAUCCUUCACGAUACAGAAAAAGAAUUUUUCGUGAAAUGUCUGAAUUUACUAAGGGAAGGGGCAAAUAUUUUGUAUGACAGAAUGAAAGAAAUUCCCUGCUUUUCUUGCCCGCAGAGACCAGAAGGAGCGGUGUUUGCCAUGGUCCGGUUGGACUCAUCCCUGCUGGAAGACAUUGAUGAUGAUGUGGAGUUCUGCUUCAAGCUGGCGAAAGAAGAGUCUGUCAUUCUUGUUCCCGGAGUUGUGGUUGGAGUGAAAAACUGGCUUCGGUUCUGUUAUGCCAUUGACACCGAAUCACUCGAAGAUGGCAUUGAGAGGAUUAAAUGUUUUUGCCAGAGGCAUGCAAAGCAAAAUAUGCAAAUUAAUGAUCGUUAG
Molecule: messenger RNA, 432 nt
Organism: Striga hermonthica
Lineage: Eukaryota; Viridiplantae; Streptophyta; Magnoliopsida; Lamiales; Orobanchaceae
Source: the annotation of a GenBank genome assembly